AUGAUUAUCAGCAUUAGCGCGCCGACGAAGCUGGAAUCGAGCGAGAAGACGGUGGGGGCGUCCAUCGUGACUCCUGGCGAGCUCAUAACAGACGAUCCCACGUGGAUGAGGGGCCAUGGAACGUAUUUUUUGAACGACAAAACGUACUCUUCAGUGGCGGGCAGUGUUUUGAAAGUGAAUAAGCUUCUAAGCGUGGUGCCGUUUAAAGGUCGGUACUCGCCAGAAACAGGAGACCAUCUUGUUGGCCGGAUCGUGGAAGUUGGCCAAAAACGGUGGAAAGUGGAUAUUGGUGGAGAACACGACGCAGUGCUCAUGCUCGGGUCGGUUAACCUGCCCGGCGGUAUACUUCGACGCAAGUCCGAGAGCGACGAGCUGCAGAUGCGCAGUUUUUUGAAAGAAGGCGAUCUUCUCAAUGCGGAGGUGCAGUCAUUAUUUUCCGAUGGUAGUGCGUCCUUGCAUACACGUUCAUUGAAAUAUGGCAAACUCCGAAACGGGGUGUUUGUUCGCGUUCCUGCAAAUUUGAUUGUGCGAGCUAAAAACCAUUCUCAUAACCUCCCGGGGAACGUGAGCGUGAUUCUCGGAGUGAAUGGUUAUUGCUGGAUCUACAAGUCGUCUUCUGCUGCAUCCAGCGCCGAUCACUCGGCCUCGACGAAUAGGACGGCGGCUGAAAUGUCGUCUUCUGCAUCGGGAAAAUAUCAACCGGGACAGGGAAGCGUGUCAAUUACCAGACUGGAACAGGAAUCGUCGUGGGACAUCUACAGUGACAAAAACGACAAGUUGUCAACAAACAUCAAGGACACCAUCUCCAGAUACAAGAACUGCUUGUUGAGCUUGAGUCAGUGCAACAUUGGAAUUAAUGAGGUCAGAUUAGUUAGGGCGUACGAAAUCAGUCUUGGCUACGGUGACACUAAUAUACUGGUGAGAGAAGAUAUACGCAAAUCUAUUGGCGAGCAGGUGAUUUUUCAAGAAAAAAUGCGUGGCACUGGAUAA
Molecule: messenger RNA, 990 nt
Organism: Ogataea philodendri
Lineage: Eukaryota; Fungi; Ascomycota; Pichiomycetes; Pichiales; Pichiaceae
Exons: 1
Coding region: 1-990 (329 amino acids)
Biological process (GO): poly(A)-dependent snoRNA 3'-end processing; U4 snRNA 3'-end processing; TRAMP-dependent tRNA surveillance pathway
Cellular component (GO): cytoplasmic exosome (RNase complex); nuclear exosome (RNase complex)
Molecular function (GO): RNA binding
Source: RefSeq, a predicted model, not a curated record